This is a messenger RNA of Acinonyx jubatus (cheetah), 5206 nucleotides long. RefSeq names its product photoreceptor disc component (gene PRCD). Bases 1298 to 1462 code for a protein of 54 amino acids. The record is from RefSeq and is a predicted model, not a curated record. NCBI's taxonomy places the organism in Eukaryota, Metazoa, Chordata, Mammalia, Carnivora, Felidae. The transcript has 5 exons. Gene Ontology annotation, molecular function: opsin binding. Gene Ontology annotation, cellular component: photoreceptor outer segment membrane.
UCGACGGGGGUGGGCGGGGGGGUGGGCACGGUGUCCCCGCUCACGCUGCGGGCGGUGUCGGGCCGUGUGCGUGUGUGCACCCUUCACGCGGCGGGGAACUGACUCAAAGUCAAACACUCCCAGGCAUUUGCGGCGUGGCCGCCCGCCCUCCCGCCCGAGGGGGCGGACGCAGCCCCUCCGGCGGCGCCGGGAUCCCAGCUGAGCCCACGCUCACUCCCGGCCUCCCCCGAGCCAGCCGCUGGGGGCGUCGGCGCCACCCCCAGACCUGCGGACCCCCGGGCCUGGAGGGUUUAGGACUGGGGUCGCCUCCCUGCUCCAAUCCCUUAUUGGAAUCCACCGCCGCGGGGAUGGGGGCCGGCUGUCCAACUUCAGCGCCAGAGGCCUGCGGCCCCCUUUCCUUCCGGCCAGCACCCCCUCCCCCUCGGUACGUGCACAAGGCGUCCAAGGCGUCGGAAAAAAGUCCCUGGGUGGCUUAUUAAUGACACGGGCAGGCAAAACAAAAAAAAAAAACAAAAAACAAAAAACCACACGCGCUGCCCAGAAUUCCGACCCUGGUGGAGGAAAGUCCGAAGAAGAGGCAGCCGGCCGGGCAAAGAGGUCCUGGGAGAAAGGUGUCAAGAAAUCUUGGGGAGGCCCAGGCCGCUGGAGACAUCUCAGCUACCGAGGCUCCGAUUAGGAAGGGGUUCUGGGAGUGGAGGGGACAAAUUCUUGUCCUGCCGGCCCUGCUCAGAGAGGUGUGAGCGCCACUGGACCAGAGGUGGGGGCUGGGCCUCAGAUAGCCAAAGGGUCCCCACCCUGCAGGCAACUGUUGGACCUGGGACAGCCGGGUCCCCCCUCUGACUCCCAGACCAAGCCUGAUGCCUCGUUCCCCUAGCGCCUGGAGACUCUGCCCUUCUCAAGACUUUGUGUCCCAGUGCAAGUAUCCGAAGACCUUGGCUUUGGGUCUGCAGCGCUGGCAGUCUUCCCUCUGGGGGCCCAACCUUCCUUGAGCACCUGCAAAUUCAGAUGCCCCCGGCUCCUCUUUGAAGCUUUCCCUGCCGCUUACAACCCCCUGCAGAUGCCUUCAUUCACCCAAGUCACUCUAUUGUGGUCAUUUACCUCACCUGCCGGUGCAUGUGUCUAGACGAAAAGCCGCUUGAGGGCCAGACCCAGGCCCUAGUCACAUCUACAUCCCAUCCACAUCCCGAACAGACAGCAGGAACCUCGGGACAGACCCAGCAGUGCUUGUGGGAGCCAGCGGGGCCGUUUCGGCCUUCUUCUGCAGACCCCGUCUGGGAGGGGAUGGGGCAGCUGAGCCAUGUGUACCACCCUCUUCCUGCUCAGCACCUUGGCCAUGCUCUGGCGCCGCCGAUUCGCCAACCGGGUCCAACCAGAGCCCAGCGGACUCGAUGGGGCGGUCGUGGGCAGCAACGUGGACACAGACCUCCAGUCCUCAGGCAGGGAGAAAGAGCCUCUGAAGUAAGUCCUCAUCUCUUCAGGCAGAGCUCGGCCCCGGGGACUGCGAUCAGCUGGCAAAGGCAGGUAGGGCAGGGCUGUGAGCCCUGGAGGGUAGAAGGCUGGGCUGGGGACAAGGAAGGAAGAUUCUGCAAGGCCUGGCCGUGUGGGAGCAGAGCAGGCCACCUUCAGCUCUGUGGUCAUCGAUGGAGGUUGAGAAUAAGGGGGGUGGGCUCCCAUCCACUCCUACCUUGAGCCCGUUGUGGUCCAGGCCACGGGGCAAGGGUUAGUUUUCAGGGAAUGACGUGUGAUCCUGACAGCAUUUUCUAGGCUUGGGGAUGAGGUGGUGGUCAUGCAGGGGGCCUGAGGGUAGUGCCAGAGGACUUGUAAGGGAGAGGUGGUGUUCUGGAAUAUCCAUUCUGCAUUGACACAAGCUCUUGCCUUGGCAUGGGAGGCAGUGCUCAUCUGGCCUGGUCUUCUGUUUCAGUUCAAGUCCUGGUUUGCCCCCUUCCCCACAAAGGGUGCUUUGGAAGCAGCAGCAGCAGCAAGAAGGAGAAUGGGAAAAAGCAGCAAUGGAGAAUGCAGACCCCUCCCUUUCUGCCCCUGGACCUGCCUGUCCUCUCUUCACCCCAGGCCCUGGUCGUGGGGCUCCCGAGGCAAGGCCUGGCUGGGGCAGGCAGGAGGGGCAGAGAUGUUUAUUGCUCUGAGAUGGGCUCCCUUCCUCUGAGGUCCAGAGAGGGACUUGGUGGGGUCUGCUGGAUCAACUCUGGGGCAACCCCAGCAGCCCAGGCUCGGGGAGGCAUAGGUCGGGAAUGAGGAGCCCCAGAACCGAGGGGUUGCUGAUGGCUCAUGUUCACUAUGGAAAGGUUUCUCACUCACAAAUUAAAAAAAAAAUUUUUUUUAACAUUUAUUUAUUUUUGAGAGGGAGAGAGAGAAACAGAGUAUGAACGGGGGAGGGGCAAAGAGAGAAGGAGACACAGAAUCCAAAGCAGGCUUCAGGCUGUCAGCACAGAGCCUGACGCGGGGCUUGAACCCGUGAACCACGAGAUCAUGACCCGAGCUGAAGUCGGCCGCUUAACCACUGAGCCACCCAGGUGCCCCACGUUCACAAAUUUAAUCCUUGCAAUGACCUGUGGAGACCAGGCAUGUUAUUAUCCACAUUUUGGCAACGAGGAAACACAGGUGAAUGAAUUUGUCCAGGGUCAUCUAGCCAGGUGGGGGGGACACCCAACUGGGGGACACCCCCCUCCCACAGCCUCAGAUGGAGGCUUUAAGCCCACGCUCUUACCCCCCAGGGCCCAGGCAGCCACUCUGGAAGAGAAGGGGUUCUCGGGCAGCCCCCCUGAAGCUUGUGGUCCCAGGCCGUGUGAUCUCAGUUUGCCGCGGGGGCGCUCACUUCCCUGUGGCACUUGCCUCUCCCCGGUCCCUAGAGCUCACCCCCUGUCACUCGCUGCGCUGCUCGGCUGAGAUUAUCAGGAAGAAAUGCCAGUUGGAUCAGUGACGUGUCUGCCUGCAGCUGCGAGCAGGCAUCCCUCAGCUUGUCCCCCGAGUGUGGGUUUCUAUGCGCGUGUGUGCACGCGUGCGCGUGUUCCAAAGGGCCAGUGGCAAGUGGGAAGGGGGGAGAGCGUGACCCUUGUUUGUGUCAGUCUGCUGACUGCUCAGUGCCGGUGGCCUCCUUUGCCCCUAGCUGCUCUUCCCAUUUCUCUCUUCGCAGUCCUGCCCGAUCCAGAGCAGAGAUAAAAGCAAAUUUCCGCUUCUGCUCCCUGAGAUCCAGGCGCAGACCCCGCAGGCAACUGCUCCCGGCUGUCUGGAAGCCAUUCAUCUUCCAAAGCCACCCCCCCACCCUGCGCCCGCCCACGCGUGCCCCCUCCCCCCCAUCCAGCCCCCACUGCCCACCAGGGAAGUCUCAGCCUGGCCGGGCCCCUGGCCCUGCCUUGUGGAGGCAGCAGCUGGGGAAUUCUCUAGACGGCCGGCCGUCCCUCUGCGGCCCUGACUCCACCUCUGAGGGAAGGAGAGGGGAGAUGACGCAGACAGAGGGGACCCAGGCUGAAACCAGGGGGGAGGGGCCGCUGGUAAGGCGGGGGACCUGGCAGUGGAAGCCUCUAGAAGUAGGGCAGGGCGGAGUCAGGGGAAGGGUCACACCAGGGAAAGGAGCUCUGUGCUGGAACGAGACAGAGCCCCACCGCCCACCUGACACGGGCCCAGGAGUUCGUGACCACCUGUCUCAGCUCCCGUCAGCCUGUCUUUCUCCUGCGAGGCUUCACCUUCCCCGGUGACAGGACUGUCAGGCUGAGGGCCACGGGGGCGGGGGCGGGGGGGGGGGGCACUGCUCCGGGGACCCAGCCUGCGCUCCCCGAUCCUACCUUUGAGCCCGUCCUGUGCUCUGCUCGCUCGCCACGUUCCUGUCACUGCAGCCUCGCCUCUGCUCCCUGCCACUUCCAAAUUGCCCUGUCUCCUUCCACUGGUCUGAGGAAUUGUCAGGCCAAGGUCACCCUGGCUGGACAGGGGCUGGCUCGCGGCCCAGACACACAUCCACGAAGCGACACUCCUUCGCAGCACUCUUCUAGGAACCUGCUCAGGGGAUGGGGGCCCCUGCAGGCUUCUGUCCCAGGAGAGGGGAGGGAAAGCCAGGGGAAGGGGUGCUGGGGGUGGGGACUGUGUUCUCGCCCGGCCUUGGCGGCUGCCGGGGGACCCUGGCAGCUGGGGCGCUGUGUGGGCUGGGCUGGGCGGGGGGGUGCUCUCCCGUACGGAGCAGGCUGGCUCUGGUGGGAGCAGAUUGUGUUUACACCUUCCCCACACACCCAGCCCACGCUCGCCUCUUAUUCCCGGGGCCUCUCCCACCCCUGGGCGCUGUGCACAACCAGCACAUUUGCGUUCCUGCUGCAGGAAGUUGCCACCCUCAGCCGCGAGCGUCUCUACAGAAGGCUGCCCGGGCCUGAGGCGCUCCUUCCUCAGCCCACUAUCUCCCUCCCGCUGCAGGGGUGGACCCGAGAUGUCCCCAAAAGGCCGAGUCCUUCUCCCCACCCCGUUUCCUUGGAAAGAGCUGCUGCUUGGGAAUGGGGACAGGGAAGCACGUGGGGGGGGGGGGGCUCGGUAGACUGACCAUAAUAGGAAGGAGGGGAUUAAGGGCGACCAGAGAGACAGAGCUGAGGCACCCCUGGUCCAGGGCGCUGGCCACCAUGAAAUAACAAUGCAGGAUCUAAGAGCGGGGAGUCUGGAGUCAGAGAGCCGGGUUUGAAUCUCGCCUCCCCCCAUCACUUCCCGCCUCUGUGGCCUUGGGUGGGUUCUUGAACAGCCCCGCCUGGGGUUUCUCACACGAGGAAGGUAACAGGGAAGCUAUUGUUGUAAGGGUUAAAUUAGAUAACGCGGAGAGCGUGCUUACCACACACAGUCGGCGUUCAAUGUAUCUGAGCCGGCGUGACAGCGUUUGUGACCUGUCGCCUACUGAACAGGCAAGGUCGCAACCACAGUAGGUUCCGAAUAGCUAGUCCUUCGCCGCCUUCCUCACUCCGUGGCCCUUCCUGCCCGUCUCUCUGCAAUCACAGCAGUGGGGCGAUGGGUAAUUCUGAAAAAGUCAGAGGAGGGGUGCCUGAGUGGCUGAGUCGGUUGAGCGGCCAACUUUGACUCAGGUCAUGAUCUCACGGUCCGGUCCGUGGGUUCGAGCCCCGCAUCGGGCUCUGUGCGGACAGCUCGGAGCCUGGAGCUGCCUCGGAUUCUGUGUGUCCCUCUCUCUCUGCCCCUCCCCCACUCAUGCUCUGUCUGUCUGUCUCUC